This is a messenger RNA of Aspergillus puulaauensis, 999 nucleotides long. It is a transcript of the gene GCH1, whose product is annotated as GTP cyclohydrolase I. Gene Ontology annotation, biological process: tetrahydrobiopterin biosynthetic process; tetrahydrofolate biosynthetic process. The record is from RefSeq and is a predicted model, not a curated record. Gene Ontology annotation, cellular component: cytoplasm. NCBI's taxonomy places the organism in Eukaryota, Fungi, Ascomycota, Eurotiomycetes, Eurotiales, Aspergillaceae. Bases 1 to 999 code for a protein of 332 amino acids. Gene Ontology annotation, molecular function: GTP cyclohydrolase I activity; zinc ion binding; GTP binding. The transcript has 4 exons.
AUGGGUUCUGGCUCUCCUCCAGCCCCAGGGCCCAAGCCCAAGGCGAUCCCUUCUCACCUAUUAAACGGUGGCUCUCCUCUUAACGGCACAUCUGUCGCCUCGAGGGAUGCCCGCGAGCGGGACAGCUUGAACUCUUCGAUUCGCACAUCUUUCGCUCCUCGUGUCCCCGUCGAGUUUGACCAGCCUGAGUCUGAGACGCAAUCAGCCGAACAUGCUAGCAGUUACGACAAUCCCCGUCGCAGGUCUUCAGUGACCAAGCCUUCGUUACACGAUCCAGCCCGCGAUCCCAGAGACGAAGCUGGCGCCCUCACCCCACCAGUUACUGCCAGCCGCCCCGCUAGUCCGUAUACGUUGGCCCCCGCAGUCGACUUUGAUGGCCUGAGCUGGCCCUGUCCCGGAACGCGGGCGCGGCUUGAGUCAUCACCCGAGGAAAACGAGGAGCGCAUCAAGAAGCUGUCCGGAGCUGUUCGGACAAUUCUCGAAUGCCUCGGGGAAGACCCAGAGAGAGAAGGCCUCCGGGAAACGCCUGAUCGGUAUGCGAAAGCCAUGCUCUACUUUACCAAGGGGUAUGAGGAGAACGUGAGGGAUCUUGUCAAUGGCGCUGUCUUCCAUGAAGACCAUGACGAAUUGGUUAUUGUCAAGGAUAUUGAAGUGUUCUCGCUGUGCGAACACCACAUGGUGCCCUUUACAGGCAAGAUGCAUAUUGGUUACAUCCCCGAUCGCCGUGUCCUCGGUCUUUCCAAGCUCGCCCGCCUGGCAGAGAUGUUCUCUCGGCGACUACAAGUGCAAGAGCGCCUAACCAAACAAGUCGCGCUUGCAAUCUCCGAAGUCCUGAAACCUCGUGGUGUCGGUGUGGUCAUGGAAUCCGCGCAUCUCUGUAUGGUGAUGCGUGGAGUCCAAAAGACCAGCAGCACCACAACCACCAGCUGCAUGCUCGGAUGCAUGCGCUCCAGCGCGAAGACCCGAGAGGAGUUCUUGACCCUUCUGAACAGGAAAUAA